AUGGAAUUUCUCAAAACCUGUAAUACGAAUGCGCAAGCUAUAGGAGACUUUGAGGCUGUCGCAUAUCAAGCCUUCUCCAUCACUCGCACCACCACCCCCACUUCCUCGAGAACCCGAGAUUGGAACACGUCGGAAGACAUACGCGCGGUCGAGGCUGAAUUGAGACAAGGCCUGCAACUCGUCGCGCAGGAUGCAUAUCGACCUUGGCUGUGGCUGUUCAAGCCCACGACGGUCGACAAGGUAGAGCCGAACGAUGCCGAACCCCCAGAGCUCGACGGCUAUCGCCUGCACAGCGAACAGACAGGAUGCACCAAAGCCAUCGAUCUAGUGCGACCCCCCAUGCGCCCGGGCAAUCCCAACACAACUGCCACUUCCAACAACUCCCCAGCAGCGACACAACCACAAAGGGGCUUGCAUGCUGGCAGUACGAGGCCGUCCCAGAGCAGCAGCCAGCCUCAAGCAUCUGACCCCCCUCCGCCGCCUGAUUGCUUCACCAUCUAUGAGCUCUUCACAUCAUCUGUCAUUGCACUCAUAUCGUUCCACGUCGUCAAAGAUUGCAACGUGACUGCCUUGAACUACCGCACAUUUGUGUCCAAGGCUUGCAAACGAGCUGACGAUGACCAACAUGAGAUUGAAACUCCAGCCCCUGUGCAUCGUCUUACUAGCAUGAAUGUACAUUGGGCUAGCUCAGGCGCGCUCCUAGUCUCGACUUUCACUGACUACAAGACUGACAUUCGUUGCGUCAGCGACAUCUCGACACAAGCCGAAGAGAAAUGGCUUACUGGCAGGUGCAUACGAGUGGCUCCCAACGGCUUGCUCGCAACCAUCUCGAGUUUUGAUGAUCCACUUGAUUCCAUCAUAGAGGAGAUUGGUCUCCGUCACAGAAAGCGUACUAGGCUCACUACUUUGGAGCAAAGCAUUGAGAACUGGAAGUCGGGUGUCAAGCGUUGGUUAGGCUGGAAGGGCUAUGCUUUGCCUGGCCUGGAGAAGAAAAGCUCCUGGGUCAGAAUACGUACAACCUUGACCAAUAGCCCCACAGUCUCGAGCCCGGCUUUCGCAGGCCCAGAUCGGGACGUCCUCUGGCCGCGAGCACUGUGCUUCUUUCACAGUGCAGAGGAGCAUGAGAAGACAUCUGCAGACUUGACUGCUGGAGGACAGGGUAUGCUAAAAUGGUACGAGACGCCAGAAUCCAUGGGCUUCAAAGACCCGCUCGAUGCUGCACAGGAAUGGUUCCUGGGAAAGCCGGACCGUGACAAGAUUCUUGAAGCAAGACGCAAAGCAAAGAAGGCUGAAGAAGACUCUGCUCGUCGUAAAGACGAACAACAGAACCUGUUUCCGUCAUCGCCACUAAAUUCCCGUGGUGGAGCCUACGGCGACCUGCACCCUGUAAGCGGUGUCUACCCUACGCCUCCGGAUGGUGUUGCUCCUGGCACUGCAGUGUCCCAUAGCGACACACCGAGCGUGUCUGGUACGGUUUCCAACAUUAUCCUAGCACCAGGAGGCAGCAAUCCUGCCAUCAAUCUUUCGGCUCCACAAGACGACGCCAAGAUGGACGAACAAAAUAUGUCUUUGACGUCCCCAGUCGUUCCUUCUGCGCCUGACAACUUCAAUACGUCCACUGGUAACGACGACCUUUUUGGCGAUAUGGACGAAGACGGAUAUGGGGGUGACCGCAUCAACGACGACGACUUCGACUUUUUUGACGAACCGGACGACAACGACGUUGACAUGCUAGAUGCACCCGCGCUACCAGACAACACGGGAGUACCUGGCGACACUACACAUGAAUCUGAACCUCAACCCAUUGCCGAGCCUCCACCUGAAGAGGACACCUCCGACCCCUUUGCUGCUCUUGAAAGUGCUCUGGCCACAGCUUCUGAGCCUACCAUAGAUGUGGACAAACAAGACAAAGGCAAACAGCCAGCCAUCACGGAGGUGCCCCUGAUCGAAAGCCCCGACUUGUCUGAUGAGAAACAAGCCGUUCCAACAGCUAAAACAAAGGUUACAUUCUCAAAGGAGCCCACUCCACCACUAAGCCCUAGCGCUAUUUCCAAGGCGCUGCAGCCAUCUCCGCCUAACAAGUUGGCAUCGCAUAUUCGAUCAAACCAACCCAUGGACACCAAAUAUGAUGCUCAUUUCAAUCCGGUAGUUUUCAGUCGGAAAAUGAGCAUGUCUGAUGCAAAAUACCAGGACGGGCGAUUUAGCGCAUAUCGCCCUGGGGAAAACAUUAAUCAAAACUUGUCCAGCCCUAGUCCUGGUCCCAGGCCCACUUUAACACAGACCAAGAAUUUAAGAGACAUCCCUCUGCUUACGAAGCUUCGUAUCACUGUGGGUGCAGCGUCUACAAAACAGAUACCAGAGAUAGCAUCUCUUGCUCGAGCAGCUAGUGAAGACUCAGACUCCAGCGAGACAUCAGACGAAUCCGAUGAAGACUCUGGAGAAGAAGAGGAAGUGGGAACGACGCACGCAGCUAUCAUAGGCGGCCUCGUCAUGCCCGCAAAAAGAAAAUUACAGAGUGAGGGUAACGCCACACCACUUUCUGUAACGUCAUUUGCGGACUCAAUAGGAGGCGACUGGCAUGACCUGCACGGUCUACAACUUGACGAGUUAAACCUGAACAGUUUCGAGCCAAGUCUAUGGGACUGGUCCUUGGUUCACUUUCCUUCCCCAAUGGAACGACAUGCAGCUGGCGCGCGCUACAGCCUACCUGCUCUACAGACAAACCCUGCGCAAAUGCCCGACACCCCUACCUCUCAGCCCGAGAUGACUUAUGAGGUUCCAGAGGAAAAGCCUUUGAGCGCAAAGGACAGCAUCUCCAUCACGCAAAUAGUGACAGAUCAGAUUGUGAGAACAACACUUGAUCUACUAGGAGAGGAUAUACCGUUCGAUAAAGAAAAUGGUAAUGAGACGACAGCAGAGACGCGUUGGCACACUGUCAUCAAAGAAAUUUUCCCAGCGGCUGCAGAAUGUGACCUACCUACACUUGCAGGCGUGCACGAAGUUUUUCAGGACUAUGCUGCCCUGGCGAAAGCACAGCAAAGGCCAGCCACGCGAAAGAGUGACGGACCGGCGGUAACUGGGAGCCACAUGUACCAGAUCAACGCACCAUUCUUGAGAGUGCGACGCGCAGAAACGCAUUGGGACUUGCUUCCUCCUGCAGUAGCUUUUUGGGAGCCUUUGGGAUUAUCACCCAUCAGUCCACCGAAGAACAUUGUUACAUUUUGCGUAUACCCUCAUAGCGAUGCUCUCAGACCUUGCCUAGAGAAUUUCUUGCUCAACCUUCAGCUUGCCUACGACAGCUGUAAGCUCGGUACACAUAGUCGAGUCGAGACGGUCGUAGAGUUCGAAGGAGGUCUUGUGCCUGUAAGGGCCAGCUCAGCCAUCACACCAGCAGAGACGUUCAAGCUUCUCAAGGAGACAUGUGUCCAGCUCGGAAAACUUCUUGCCAUACAGCAUGCCAAAAUACGAGAGCAGCAAGAUUCGAAGAUUGAUGCGUUUGUCAUCUACAUGAUCGAUCCUUUGGGCAAUCCAUCCACGCUGUGGGAGCUAUGUUCGGCUUUCUGGGCGCUCUUCCAGGCUUACGGUCAAGGAUCCACAGGACGUCCGGACCAGCCUCAAAAGCCAGACCUUGUGCUUCAGGUCAUACCGAUCAAGUAUAUCGCCUCGUUCGACACCCCUGUGAUCCUAGAUCCCGCUACUUACUUCAGCCUUGCCCGAGAAGUCUACGAUCGAUGCCCGCCAAGCGCACCUAGUGGUGACAAAACAUCUCUUAGCAUAUAUGCGGCGCCUGCUUUUCACCUCGAAGAAACUCUUCCACGCAACAUACCCUUCAAGCUUAUCUCUGAGCCUGCGCAGGAUCUGCUUCGAGAAAACACAUAUAUGCACCUUGGGUACGCGAUUAGCCUUGACGGCACUUGGGUGACAGCAGCUUGGACCGACAGCUGUGGGAAGUCGCAAGCAGUCGUCUCGUAUCAUUUAGGUACACGCAUGUUCAGAGAGGUUGCAAAAGAAAUAUGGCAAACCACUAUCGAGAUUCUGCAAUCGCGACGAGUCAAUUGGCGCGUUUGUAUCGCCAAAGCCGGGGUCCUGGAAAGGGAAGAACUAGAGACCUGGGUCUUCCUUAUCUCUUGUCCGACUCAGAUCAAUGUGUUCGUCACAUUACUCACAGCGGUAGAUACGGAUCCACCGUACAAGUUCACGCCUACCAUGACUGGGCCGAGCACGACUACUGGUGGUAGUACAAACACCCCAGACUCCACACCCCAAGCUGGUGUCUCCCCCUCCGAUCUAGGGCCAGGCCUAACACCCGCCGCAACACCGUCCGCCGAUCCCUCCGCCACGGAUCCAGCAGCGGACCCAGAAGCUCGCUUAAUCGACAUCACAGACGAAACAUGGGGCGUAAUCCUCGCUCAUCGUCUUCACAACACACACUCCACAACCCAAUUCAGCCCCGCCCUCAUAUCCGGUCUCCUGGUCAAACGCGGAGAAACACAGCAUACCCGCAACAGCAUCUCACACCCCAUCCCAGACCCCGAACCAGGUCCCACGGUCGUAGCAGUAAACUUCCUUUGGAUUGGCGCUGUAGGCUCAACACGCGCUGCUUCUUCUCCUUUCCCACCGUCUUCUUCCAGUAGCACCUCCUCCGCUACGCCGGCAUCCUCAGAUCUCCCUAGUCCGGGUGCUUCUACCUUGCCUAACCCCUAUGCCAGUAACGCGGCUACACCGCACAGUCCCGGGCCGGGUCAGGAUGCGGGACAGAGGAGUACGACGAGUCUUAUGUGGACGCCUACCCCGCAGACGAGAACGACGGCUGAGGGAUUGUUGAAGGAAGUUCUGGGGCAGUUUAGGGCGCUGGGGUUGUUGGCAAAGCUUAGGGGGAUGAGGGGCACGAGGAAUGGGGCUGUUCCUUGGCAUGUUGUUGCUGCUAAGAGGGGUGUUGAAGGGUUGAGUAAGGUUGGCGAGGCGGUUUAA
This is a messenger RNA of Alternaria atra, 4971 nucleotides long. RefSeq lists its product as uncharacterized. Lineage: Eukaryota; Fungi; Ascomycota; Dothideomycetes; Pleosporales; Pleosporaceae. The record is from RefSeq and is a predicted model, not a curated record. Bases 1 to 4971 code for a protein of 1656 amino acids. Gene Ontology annotation, biological process: regulation of transcription by RNA polymerase II. The transcript has 3 exons. Gene Ontology annotation, molecular function: transcription coregulator activity. Gene Ontology annotation, cellular component: mediator complex.